Paramuricea clavata is the source of this 1032-nucleotide messenger RNA. NCBI's taxonomy places the organism in Eukaryota, Metazoa, Cnidaria, Anthozoa, Malacalcyonacea, Plexauridae. The record is from the annotation of a GenBank genome assembly.
AUGACACUUCUUUGGUUUCGCAGUUAUCUUUCAAACAGGAAACAAGUUGUAAAGAUCCACUCAACUAAAUCAGAACUUCUUCCUGUGGUCAGUGGUGUACCCCACGGAAGCAUUCUCGGCCCUAUUUUGUUUAGCAUAUAUGUUAAUGACUUGCCAUCCGUUCCAGAGAAAUGUAAAUCUAACAGUUAUGUGAACGACACAAAACUUAGCGUUUCCUUCCAUCUACAAAACAAGCAAGGUGCCAUUGAAGAUAUGAAUGAGGAUCUUUUGAAAGUGCGAAACUGGUGUUUCAACAACCUUCUCUUAUUAAAUCCAAAAAAGACAAAGCUCAUGGUUUUCCGAAGUAGACACAAAUUAGCGGACCUAAAUGAGUUUAGCCUGUCCCUACUUGGGAAAAAUAUAUUCCCUUCCGAAACAGUGAAAGAUCUAGGAGUUACUCUCGACCCUCUCCUUUCUUAUGACGAACACAUAACUAAGACGAUCUCUUCGUGUAUGUCCCGCCUCGGUCAGAUAAAUCGUAUUAAGCAUGUACUGGACAGGCAAACACUUAUCACUGUAAUAAACGCUCUUGUCUUCAGCAAGUUAUUUUACUGUUCGAAUGUUUGGGCCAAUACAACUGGCAAAAACAUAAACAAAUUACAAUCUGUACAGAACUUUGCCUGUCGUCUCGUUAGCGGAGCACGAAAGUAUGAUCAUGUUACACCACUUUUAAAAGAAUUAAGAUGGCUUCCUGUGGCAACUCAGUUGUACUAUCGUAGCGCCACUAUGGCUUUUAAGUGCAUGACGGGCUGUGUCCCAGCUUAUAUUUCAUCCCAAUUUAUAAAGCGUCAGGAAGUAUCUAACCAUCAUACUAGGAAUUCACAACAACUUAAUAUUCCGUUAUUUAAAACGGCAACAGGUCAACGGACAUUUUAUUACAAGAUUGUUAGUCUAUGGAAUUCUUUAGACUCUUCUUUAAAACUUUGUGAAUCAGUUGAUUCUUUUAAACGUCGUUUGAAGACGAAGUUAUUGCAUGAGUUUUUGAGCAACUAG